Molecule: messenger RNA, 258 nt
Organism: Nezara viridula (southern green stink bug)
Lineage: Eukaryota; Metazoa; Arthropoda; Insecta; Hemiptera; Pentatomidae
Source: the annotation of a GenBank genome assembly
AUGAACCACCAACCUUCCAUCUCGGAUUCGGAUGUCAUCGAUGGUCUUUAUAUGAAGUACCUCAAGUUCUUCGGCUUAUGGAAAGUCAUCAAUGACUACAGGACGACCGGGAAGAGGAACGCUAUAAUCAAAUUCCAACUAGCAAUGACACUCAUGGAUAUCUGUGGACUACAUCCUCUACCAUACAGGAAACAUGGAUGCAGUGACUACUGGCAAGAAGAAAAUCUUAGGAGGAUGGUAUCCUUUGCAGAUGGAUGA